Gastrolobium bilobum is the source of this 312-nucleotide messenger RNA. RefSeq lists its product as uncharacterized. The transcript has a single exon. The record is from RefSeq and is a predicted model, not a curated record. Bases 1 to 312 code for a protein of 103 amino acids. NCBI's taxonomy places the organism in Eukaryota, Viridiplantae, Streptophyta, Magnoliopsida, Fabales, Fabaceae.
AUGGCUUGUGGGUGUUCUUCAACAGCAAUGGCAGAGAGAAUAUCUUGGUACUGUGCUCUGCUUGUGGCACUGAUGCUUGUCUUGAGCAGCUGUGAGUCAAGCACAAGUAAGUUCACGGUUCAGCAGAUGCCGCAGAGGAAUACCAAAAAGGCGUGUGAUGAUAUAUACAUGGUUCGUGAGGGAGAGACACUGCAAACAAUCAUUGAAAAAUGUGGGGAUCCAUAUAUUGUUGAAGGGAAUCCACAUAUACAGGACCCGGACGAUGUUUUCCCUGGCCUGCUUAUCAAGAUUAACCCUUUCACGAAUCUAUAG